This is a messenger RNA of Cyphellophora attinorum, 1569 nucleotides long. Its product is annotated as putative amidohydrolase YtcJ. Lineage: Eukaryota; Fungi; Ascomycota; Eurotiomycetes; Chaetothyriales; Cyphellophoraceae. The transcript has 2 exons. Gene Ontology annotation, molecular function: hydrolase activity, acting on carbon-nitrogen (but not peptide) bonds. Bases 1 to 1569 code for a protein of 522 amino acids. The record is from RefSeq and is a predicted model, not a curated record.
AUGGGAUCAAUCACUAGCCCACGGACCAUAGUCAGCAAUGCUCGCAUCUUCACCAGCGAACCUAAUGCAGACGAGCUGAUCAAUGGCUGUCUGAUCAUACGAGAUGGCAAGAUCGACUAUGUGGGCGAUGAGGCAGCAGAAGAGGUCGAGUUCGGCGGCUCCCUUGAGAAGCUCGACUUGAUAGCAUAUAAGACGCUCGAUGACAUUCGAGCCCAGAUUCGGCAAUUUGCCAAGGAUAGCCCAAACGCUCCACGACUUAUGUGCAAGGGAUGGCUCCAGAUCUCUGUACCAGGUACAGCGAUGGCGAGCAUGUUGGACGACAUCGACCCCCGGCCCAUCUAUGUCGAAGCUAUGGAUCUGCACUCGAUGUGGCUCAAUACAGCGGCGCUGGUCGAGUCUGGGAUCAUGGCAACGGAGGUCGAUCCUGACGGCGGGAAGAUUCAUCGCGACGCGGAGGGCAGGCCAUCUGGUCUAGUUGAAGAAGGGCCGCUCGUGACAAUGAUCUGGCCUUUCCUUGCGGAUGCGCUCUCCAAAGACGAGAAACAUGUUCUGUUGCAGAAGGCCUUCGAGGCAUACACAGCAGCAGGGUACACUGGCGUGAUCGAUAUGGCCAUGGAUAGCAGCAUCUGGUCGGCGAUGGAGCUCUAUCGUUCACAGAACGAGACGCCGUUCCACAUCGCAGCCCAUUGGCUCGUACCGUACAGCGACGAUACAGCCACGAUCGACAAGCACCUCCAGAAAGCAAUCGAGAUGAAUGGCCGGUACCACCCCUCCACAUCACCAGACUUCUGCAUUGUCGGCAUCAAGAUCAUAGGAGACGGCACCGUCGACGGCUGCACAGCAGGUCUGAGUGAACCCUACAACACGUCCACCGCCCAGCCUCCCACGCCCGUAGACCCAAUCUGGCCAUAUGCACAGCUUAAGCGCCUGGUCCACGCCGCAGAUGCCGCAGACCUCCAGAUCGCCAUCCACGCCAUCGGCGAUAAGACCAUCAACGAUGCCAUUAACGCUCUCGCUUCCUUACCUCCGAACCCUCCUUACGUACGCCGCCACCGCAUCGAGCACCUCGAACUUACCUCGCCCUCAGACGCCCGUCGCCUAGGCGAGCUGGGCAUCAUCGCAUCCGUGCAACCCGUGCACUCAGACCCAGUCCUGUUCCGCGCCUGGCCGACCCUCAUCGGACCACACCGCUGCAAGCGUGCUUUUGCGUACAAAGAGUUCCUCGAUGGCGGGGCUACACUCGCGCUGGGAACUGAUGCGCCCACCGCGCCGCACUGGCCGUUGCGGAACCUGUAUAACGCGACGACGCGGAAGUCGGCGCUUGACUUGGAGUGUAAGGACACCGUGAACGAGGAGUUCAGACUAGGACUGGCGGACGCGGUCAGGGGCGUGACGAGUGGCGCGGCGUACUCGCGGCGUGCAGAUGGGUGGACGGGCAGGCUAAAGGUCGGUGCGAGCGCGGAUUUCGUGCUGGUUGAGUUGGGUGGGUGGGGUGGUGAGGAGAUGAUUCGGGGGAGGGUACUUGAGACGUGGUUCAGGGGGAAGAGGGUCUAUGAUUCUAAGGCAUAA